AUGUCCUGCUCCAGCCUGUGCGUGCCCAGCUGCGGCGUGGCCACCCCGGCCCCUCUGGCUGACACCUGCAACGAGCCCUGCGUGCGCCAGUGCCCCGACUCCACGGUGGUCAUCCAGCCUCCGGCCUCGGUGGUCACCUUCCCCGGGCCCAUCCUCAGCUCCUUCCCGCAGCAGAGCGCCGUGGGCUCGGCCGGAGCUCCCUACGUCGGCGCCGGCUCCGGGGGCGCCUUUGGCAGCCGUGGGGGCUACGGGGGCUGGGGCUCUGGAAGUUAUGGAGGUUAUGGAGGUUAUGGAGGUUACGGAGGUUGGGGCUAUGGAGGAUAUGGAGGUUAUGGGGGUUAUGGGGGCUAUGGGGGCUAUGGGGGCCUUGGGGGCUGCGGCUGGGGCGGCUGGAGCAGCGGCCACCGCUACCUCAAUGGCAACUGCGGGCCCUGCUAA
This is a messenger RNA of Prinia subflava (tawny-flanked prinia), 438 nucleotides long. Its product is annotated as claw keratin-like. Lineage: Eukaryota; Metazoa; Chordata; Aves; Passeriformes; Cisticolidae. Gene Ontology annotation, molecular function: structural constituent of cytoskeleton. Bases 1 to 438 code for a protein of 145 amino acids. Gene Ontology annotation, cellular component: intermediate filament. The transcript has 2 exons. The record is from RefSeq and is a predicted model, not a curated record.